Molecule: messenger RNA, 546 nt
Organism: Setaria italica (foxtail millet)
Lineage: Eukaryota; Viridiplantae; Streptophyta; Magnoliopsida; Poales; Poaceae
Exons: 1
Coding region: 1-546 (181 amino acids)
Source: RefSeq, a predicted model, not a curated record
AUGCUGGAACUCAGGGAGAUGCUGGGGAGGAUGAUCCUGGAGGGCCUCGGUGUCAAGGAAAGCAGCAGCAUCGCCGCCCACCUCGAGUCCCUGACGCACGGCGUCCGCCUGUCGCGCUACGGCGCGCCGCCGGACACGAAGACGAGCAUCUCCAUGCAGGCGCAGCGCGACGACGGCAUGAUGGCUCGAGGUGCAGGCCGAGGACGGGAGCUGGCUCGCCGCCCCCCUCGACCCGGACACCGUCACCAUCGUGGCCGGCUGGAUGUUCAUGGUAUAGGCCGAUCUGAUCACUCACACACAUGGCCGCCGCCGGCUCUUCUCACCGCACAUGUGCACAUCUGCAAGUUCUCACACCGUGCGCGGCAACGUGUCCGUGUGUCCUCGUCGCAGGUCGUGACGAACGGGAGGGUAGUGCCGUGCGUCCACCGCGUGAGGACGCCGAGCAGCCGCGAGCGCUUCUCGGUGCUGUUCGGCUCCCGGAACAAAGGCCGGCGCCGUGGUACGGGCGCUGGACGAGCUGGGCUGCCGCCGCCCUCUGGUGUAUAA